Messenger RNA from Rodentolepis nana, 282 nucleotides. Lineage: Eukaryota; Metazoa; Platyhelminthes; Cestoda; Cyclophyllidea; Hymenolepididae. The record is from the annotation of a GenBank genome assembly.
AUGUACUGUGCCGUUACUGUUGCUGUUGUUGCUCAAACCUUGGUUACGCUUGCAUCAAAUCCGGUAAAUUUUCCGGAUGAAAUAGCGUGGACGGGAGGAUGUGGAAAUGAAAGCAAUGUCUAUUGGGAGUACAGGGACAUUGGUGGCAAGUGGGAGGUUGGGUGGGUAGAAGUGGGUGGUGGGUCCGGGGCUACCGAAUAUCGGUCUUACUAUAGAACUUGUAUGGUGAGUACCGAGACAGCACUUGCUGUCAGAUUCUUUGUCUGGUCCCGUGGGACCUAG